Messenger RNA from Aspergillus uvarum CBS 121591, 1813 nucleotides. RefSeq names its product acetyl-CoA C-acetyltransferase (gene erg10B). Gene Ontology annotation, biological process: ergosterol biosynthetic process; fatty acid beta-oxidation. The record is from RefSeq and is a predicted model, not a curated record. NCBI's taxonomy places the organism in Eukaryota, Fungi, Ascomycota, Eurotiomycetes, Eurotiales, Aspergillaceae. The transcript is spliced from 5 exons. Bases 180 to 1379 code for a protein of 399 amino acids. Gene Ontology annotation, molecular function: acetyl-CoA C-acetyltransferase activity.
UUUCCGUUUGUCUCACCGAUUCCGCAUGACAUUUCAUAUUUACCCCUACAGACUCACUUUCUUUACUUCCUUUCAGCAGUCCCUAAAGGUCUUGUAUUCCGCUGAAUUUUGCUCACUAUCAAGUCAGCAUAUAUUUUUCUCUUUUCCGGAUCAUAACCUGUUCGGUAAAACUGUACAUCAUGUCUUCGCUCCCUCCUGUUUACAUUGUUUCGGCCGCGCGGACCCCCGUGGGCUCAUUUUUGGGUUCUCUAUCAAGCCAGACUGCCCCGCAGCUGGGUUCUCAUGCGAUUAAAGCGGCCCUUAACAGAGCCGAUGGUAUCAACCCAUCAGAUGUUCAGGAAGUAUUCUUCGGAAACGUCCUCUCCGCCAAUGUUGGUCAGAAUCCCGCUAGACAGUGUGCUCUUGGGGCCGGACUUGGAGAGUCUACGGUGUGUACCACGGUCAACAAGGUUUGCGCAUCUGGUCUGAAGGCAGUCAUUCUUGGAGCCCAAACAAUCAUGACUGGUAACGCGGAUGUUGUUGUGGCCGGUGGCGCCGAGUCCAUGUCGAACGCCCCACACUAUCUCCCAAAUCUCCGCACCGGGGCCAAAUAUGGCCAUCAAAGCUUGGUGGAUGGCAUCAUGAAAGACGGCCUGACCGAUGCAGGCAAGCAGGAACUUAUGGGUCUGCAAGCCGAAGAGUGUGCAGAAGACCACGAUUUGAGCCGGGAACAGCAGGACAACUAUGCUAUCCGGACCUACGAAAAAGCCCAGGCUGCACAGAAAGCCGGUCUUUUCAAUGACGAGAUCGCACCAAUUGAAUUGCCUGGAUUUAGGGGCAAGCCGGGUGUCACGGUGUCUCAGGAUGAGGAGCCGAAGAAUCUCAAUCCUGAUAAGCUUCGGGCCAUCAAGCCUGCUUUCAUUCCUGGGUCGGGAACUGUGACAGCCCCUAAUUCUUCCCCUUUGAAUGACGGGGCUGCGGCUAUCGUUUUGGUUUCCGAAGCAAAGGUUAAAGAGCUCAACCUCAAGCCCGUUGCUAAAAUCCUUGGAUGGGGAGAUGCUGCUCACCAGCCUAGUAAAUUCACCACUGCGCCGGCUCUCGCAAUUCCUAAGGCACUCAAACAUGCAGGUAUUGCCCAGGAUGCUGUGGAUGCAUUUGAGAUCAAUGAGGCAUUCAGCGUGGUUGCUCUGGCCAACAUGAAAUUGCUCAACAUCCCCGAAGAGAAGGUCAACAUUCAUGGCGGCGCUGUUGCUAUCGGUCAUCCGAUCGGUGCCAGCGGUGCCCGUAUUUUGACUACCCUGCUUGGUGUUCUGAAAGCUCGGAACGGCAAGAUCGGUUGUGUGGGAAUUUGCAAUGGAGGUGGUGGCGCGAGCGCCAUGGUUGUGGAGUCUCUUGUCUAAUGUUUGGAAGCGCAAUUCCGUUGAGUCACUUGAGCUCAUGGCCAUUUUUGUUUUGAAGAAGACCGACGAGUCCCCCACGAGCGGUCUGAUAACAAUUUAUUCUCGCGUCAAAUGUUGGAUCGAAGAUGCUAGGCUCCAUAUAGCACCGUGUCUUUCCUAGGAAACCAAUUUUUAAACCAUUCCUGCAUGAUUCCUUGGAUUAAAGGCCGUAGUGCGGAAGGUAUGUCCUAAAGUUAUACAGGCCAUGGCCUUGCCUGGAACAAUAUCCUAUAUGAAACUACGCAAGGAACUCCCAAAACAGUUGUGGGAACACAUAGCUCAAAGAGAUCUAGGAAAUAUCGUGCUGUAGAAAUAGGAUCAGAGAAUAUGGCUAGCAUCGACGAGUGUCGCGAGAACCGCAUGUAUUGACCUGUUUUUUCUCUGUUCUAUCAAGU